This is a messenger RNA of Lacerta agilis (Sand lizard), 1565 nucleotides long. RefSeq names its product INO80 complex subunit B (gene INO80B). Gene Ontology annotation, biological process: chromatin remodeling. The transcript is spliced from 5 exons. Gene Ontology annotation, cellular component: Ino80 complex. The coding region runs from base 7 to 981 and encodes 324 amino acids. NCBI's taxonomy places the organism in Eukaryota, Metazoa, Chordata, Lepidosauria, Squamata, Lacertidae. The record is from RefSeq and is a predicted model, not a curated record.
GGCUCCAUGAGCCAAGCGUGGCGGAGGCCGGAGGCCGGAGCCCGGAUGGAAGGCGCCGCGCGGGGAGAUGAGGAUGAGUCCAGCAACCAUGGGUCCCACAAGAAGAAGCACAAGAAGCACAAGAAAAAACACAAGAAGAGGCAUCACCGCGAGGAGGCGGGCAUGCCGGCGGUGGAGCCUCUGGCCGCCCUGCCGAAGCCUCAGCUGAAGCUCAAGAUCAAGCUUGGAGGACAGAUCUUGGGCACUAAGAGUGUGCCAACCUUCACCGUCAUUCCCGAGAGGCCGCGCUCUCCCUCCCCACUGAUGGUCGUGGAUGAUGAGGAUGAGCCGAUGGAAGGGGUGCCCAUUGAACAAUAUCGUGCAUGGCUGGAUGAGGACAGUAACCUGGAGCCGUCUCCCCUGCCGGAACUCGAUACUGAGGAGCAGCGCUGGCUGGAUGCCCUGGAGCGCGGGGAGCUGGAUGACAACGGGGAGCUCAAGAAGGAGGUGGAUGAAUCCCUGCUCACAGCCAGGCAGAAAGCCCUCCUGCACAAGCAACAGAGCCAGCCACUGCUGGAGCUUCCGAUGGGCUACAAGGCCAAGGAGCUGACGGAGGAGAUGCUGGUGAAGCGAGAGGAACGCGCUCGCCAGCGGCGCCUCCAGGCGGCCAAGAAGGCGGAGGAGAACAAGAACCAAACCAUCGAGCGCCUCACCAAGACCAGCAAGGCCAAGGUGAAGACUCUGCGGGAGCGCAAGGCCAAAGCAGCCGCCGCCCCGAUGGUCUCCUACCGCAACGCUGCCGACGGGAUCACCGUCUCCUUCCCUCUGGGGGUCCCCGCACCUCUGCUGCCCUCCCUACCGCCUGCUGUGCCUCUGCCCACCCCCUGCGGAGUCGGCGGGUGUCCCAACCUCAAGCGCUACUCCUGCUCCCUCACUGGGGUGCCGCUCUGCAGCCUGGCCUGCUACAAGAAGAACUUGCUGCUCCAGCAGGUGGCAGCCUAAGCACCACCAUCCUUGCCAGAGGAGGACCCCCUUGUGCGCCUGGAACUCCUCUAGGAAUGCCACCUCUGUGAUCCAAAGGAGGGUGUGGCAGACCACCCCCACCCCCCCACGUGGAGAUGGGCUUGGGCAGGCUGCUUUUCCAAGCUGUGUGAUGGUGCUGAACAUGCUCCUCUCUCCGUAGUGAUGGUCAGACAUGCGUCUCCUGGGCUUUGCUGACUGGACUGGCAAAGUGACUGAGGGUGGCAAGGCAACUGGCCCUGUGGCACCAAGAGACCAGUGCCUCUCUCAUGUGGGACCUUGGGUUGCCUGCACUCCUGGCAGCUCCUCUUGACAGAGAAGACUUAGCAUCACUCCUGCUGCAGCUACUGUGGUGGCACAGGAAGUUGACACUGGCAGGGGGCAACCUCCGUAGUCUUGCCCUGGAUCCUUGGGGAAGGAGAGAAAACCCUUCCCAGUUGUAAACUGGAGCCUCUCCUUUCUUUUCCUGCCUGUGUAAUGACAGGAAGGAACCAGGUGUUUCCUCUUGGGUUCCUUGCCCAGAUCUUUGCCCUACAGAGAAACAUGGGUCCACUGGUGAUUUAUUU